UACCACGUACAAAGAUGUUGGUCCACAAACAAAAAGUCUAACAUCCGAAUCCUGACACCACUAAGGGAAGUAACAUUUAGAGAGGAGAAUUAACAAGCAGAGAGUAGCGAUUUCAACGAGCGAAAGGAGCGAAGGUCAGCUGAUUACGUCCCAACAUCGCACGCACGGUCUCGUCGAUUGCCUCGUCAUGGCCACAGCCAUGCACGCAGACGCUACGCUGACUCUGGCGCUGGCGCCAAUUGCUGUUCGUAAUUCGUCGUGUCGUGGAGAGUCACCGAUUGCGCGGCUCCGACUUAAUUCCACGACUGCCGUCGUUCGAGCAGCAGCAGCAGCGACGACGAACGAAUCCUUCUCUGUCAAGAUUCAAUCGGAGCAUGGCCGUCGUGGAGAAGGCCUGACGAGGCGGGAGACUAUUCUGGCUGGAGUCGUCACAGCAUGGGCGGGCUCCGCAGUAUCGAGCUUGGCGUUCCCUGCGGGAGUCGGGGCCGCAGAAGUGAAGCAGACAAAUCUUCCCAUCGAAGAGAUAAAGAAAGUUAUCGAAGAUGAUUAUGUGAGUCGCAAUUAUCUGGUGACGGGUAAUAUGACCAAAAGUGUCUACAAAGACGACUGCAGAUUCCACGAUCCCACCACAGAUGUUACCGGCCUGCAAAAGUACAGCGAUGCACUCAAAGUCUUGUUCGAUCCUUCAUCGAAGUCUGAGCUCCUCAGGAUCGAAGUCAGUGGACCUCGCACUGUUGAUGUCAAGUGGAGGCUCAGUGGGUUUCUGAAUUUCCCAUGGCACCCUUACAUCAAACCUUAUACAGGAAGCUCGCGUUACACAGUUGACGAAGACGGCUUGAUAGAAUCAUACAGCGAAGAGUGGGACAUCUCUGUGCUCGAAGCAUUCGCCCAGUUUUUGACACCUUCUUGGGCGUCCAAGGAUGCUCCCAAGUAGCUCAUCGAUCAAACAUUCUCACCCCACGAGAAUAAGCAUCCCCUUGUACAUUUUGACAUAAAUAAAUCCAGAGCCUGAGCAGUCAGACUUUCACCAC
Messenger RNA from Marchantia polymorpha subsp. ruderalis, 1031 nucleotides. The record is from the annotation of a GenBank genome assembly. Lineage: Eukaryota; Viridiplantae; Streptophyta; Marchantiopsida; Marchantiales; Marchantiaceae.